Messenger RNA from Lagenorhynchus albirostris (white-beaked dolphin), 4614 nucleotides. RefSeq names its product protein tyrosine phosphatase receptor type H (gene PTPRH). Gene Ontology annotation, biological process: protein dephosphorylation. The record is from RefSeq and is a predicted model, not a curated record. Gene Ontology annotation, molecular function: protein tyrosine phosphatase activity. Lineage: Eukaryota; Metazoa; Chordata; Mammalia; Artiodactyla; Delphinidae.
GGACUCUCAUAGCAGAGAGGAGACUUCUACAUCCAUGAUGUGAUUUUUAGGGAUUCUUAGAGCAGAGAGGAGACUUCUGCAUCCAUGAUGUACUUUUGGGGACUCUUAUAGCAGAGAGGAAACAUCUACAUUCAUGAUGUGAUUUUUAGGGACUCUUACAGCAGAGAGAGGACUUCUACAAACAUGAUAUGCUUUUAGGGACUCUUAUAGCAGAGAGGGAACUUAUACACCCAUGAUGUGGUUUUUUAGGGACUCAUAUCAGAGAGGAGACUUAUCCAUGAUGUGUUUUUAGGGACCUCCAGAGCCCACCGUUGGUUUCUAGUCCCUGCCUCACCUUCAGGCCAGGAUCCCCACUCACCAUAGAGGAAGGCCUCAGGCCAGAGGAGGCAGGUGUUCUGGGUGGGGGUGCCCUGCUCUUCACAAUCUCAGAUGCCACGUUGGCCUGGGAUGCCUUCCUUCAGCCCCACACCCACUUGGUGGUCAUGACCACCUCUUACACUGCCAAGGUCCUCAUCACUCUGUCAGCCGUUAAGGGUGGGAGACUCAUGACAGACUAACUGGUGGGUAAAUGAAGUGAGCACCCUCUCCCUUCCUAAAGGGCCCCCCAGAACAACCUUCCACCCCAGGGAAACGUGCUAAAGGAGCAAUAUUUCCAGCCUCCAUCUGUCUAAAGCCCAUAUUCUGUUUUGUUAAAUUGAGAUAUAGUUGAUAUAAAACAUUGUGUACCUUUAAGGUGUACUGGUGUUGAUUUGAUACAUUGAUAUGUCACAGUAUGAUUAUUACCCUGGUAAUGUUAGCUAACAUCUCUAUGGCAUCACAUAACACCUAUUUUUUUUUUUUGUGGUGGGACCAAUUAAGAUCUAGUCUUUCAGCAACUUUGAAAUUUAUGAUACAGCAUUGUUGUCUGUAAUCACUAUACUGUGACCAUGUUCUGUUUGAAGGCAUUUAUAUCCAAUUCCUGAAAACGACGUUAUGAUCGCAGCUUUAUUGAGAUACUCUUCAUAUACCACCAACUGCCCACUCAAAGUGUGCAUGUGGUUUUUAGUAUUUUCACAGUUUUGCAGCUAUCACCACAAUCAGUCUUAGAGCAUUUUCAUCACCCCCAGAAGAGACCCCGUGCCUUUUACAAAUCACCCAUCCCCUCCAGCCCAAGGAAACCACUAGCAUAAUUCACUUUUUUUUUUUUUUUUGCUGCGCCGCGUGGCUUGCAGGAUCCCCGACCAGGGAUUGAAGCCGUGCCCUCGGCAGUGAAAGUGCAGGGUCCUAACCACUGGACUGCAAGAGAAUUCCCCAUAAUUCAUCUCUAAAUGUUGGUGUUUCCAAUCAUUUGGGUGGUUUUCAGUGUUUUUUUUUCUUUUAAUUUUUUUAAAAUUGAAGUAUAGUUGAUUUACAAUGUGUUAAUUUCUGCUGUACAGCAAAGUGAUUCAGUUAUACAUAUACAAACAUUAUUUUUUAAAUAUUCUUUUUCAUUAUGGUUUAUCCUAGGAUACUGAAUAUAGUUCUCCAGGGACUUCCCUGGUGGUCCAGUGGUUAAGACUCCUCACUUAAAAUGCAGGGGGCGUGAGUUCCAUCCCUGAUUGGGGAACCAAGAUCCCCCAUGCCCUGUGAUGUGGCCAAAUAACAAAAGCAAACAAAAAAAAACCCCGUCAAAUAUAGUUCUCUGUGCUGUACAAUAGGACCUUGUUUAUCCUUGUGUUUCAUGAUGAUAAACAAUUACUACUCUGCACUCAGUUCCAGUGUGGGGCUUGCUCCCCUCACCAACAAGCCAAUCUCCAACACCAGCUGGGCGUCCUACAAGUCAGCUCAGUUCUGACGCUAUCCCACAGGUUAAGGACUCAGUCCUACAAGACUGCCACCUUUUACCCCCCACCCCCACUUCAGAUUCCGGUGACAAGCCCAGGUUGUUAACCUGUGCUUCUGACCAACUGGCUAUAAAUCAGAGGUUCCCAAGACCCCCCUCCUCGGGUUGGAUUAAUUUGCUAGAGCAGCUCACAGAACUCAGAAAAACGUUUUGCUUACUAGAACACUGGUUUAUUACAGAAUGUAACUCAGGAACAGCCAGAUGGUAGCACAGGCACAGGGCAAGGUGUGGGGAGAGGGCACGGAGCUUCCAUGCCCUAUCCAGAAAAUGUUCCUCUCCCCAAUCUCCACGUGUUCACCAACCCCGCAGGCUAACUAUAGAUUGAGACUAGGCUGGGACCGGGUGGCCUGACCCCUACUUCAAGGUCAUUCCCUCCAGUCCCAUUUCCACCUGGCGCUCUGGCCACACAGAAAUCCCCCCAGAUUACCCCCAGCCCUCUCCUCCCUCUUAGCCCUGACAUGGGCUCUCCCCUCUGCCUGUGAUGACUUCCCAAUGCAGUUCUUCACUUGACCAAACCCUGCUCUUGUACGAAGACUCAGCCCCAGUGUCACCUCCCACUAAGGGACAGAUGCUUCCUCGGUGCUCUCACCAUUGUAGCCCACUUCAUGUCACUCUGCGGUUACCUUCCCAGUCUGCCUCCUCACCACAGUGUAAGCUUGGCCAGGGCUGGAAGAGGCUGUUUGCCCUUGGAGUCCCCGGUGUUGGUAGAGCUUGUGGUCCUGCCUGUAGGAAGCCAUAGGUGUUGGGAAAACACCUGCAGGCAGGCAGGGAAUUGCUUCAAGACGGUGAAUGAACACGGCUUCAGUUCUUGAACCACACAAGGAGAGGAAAGCGUGGAGCAGAGAGACUGAAGUCCACUGAGCAGCAAAAACAAGUGGAAUAUUAUUCAGCCACGAAAAGGAAUGGAAUAUGGACUUUGGAUGAUUAUCAUUGUUUUCAUCAAUGCCCCGGACCCCGUCACCAUCACCUCCUGUAUCAGCACCUCGGGGGGCCACGGAGUCACCCUCACCUAGUCCUGCCCCCUGGGAGGCUAUGAGGCCUUUGAGUUGGAGGUGGGCGGGCCGGGACUCCAGGACAGCUCCUCUUGUGGGAGAGACGUGUGGGUGUCGGGACUUAGGCCGGCUCAGUCCUACCCAGCCACCAUCACGACCGUCUGGGAUGGAAUGAGGGCCCAGUCUGCCUCCGUGACCUGCCACACCGAGAGCACAGGGGCCAUCGUGGGAGCCAUAGUCAGUCCCCUUCUGUUUCUCAUCCUGGUGGGCCUGCUGGUUUUCUUCCUGAAGAGGAGGCAUAAGAAGAGUGAGAAGAAACCAGCACCCGGGGGUCUGGUGUUCAGCUUCCCAGGGGACGUCCUGGCUGAAGACUUUGCCGACCACGUCAGGAAACACGAGGACAGCGGCUGUGGCUUUGCUGAGGAGUACCAGCCGGCCCUGGAGGACCACAGCCAGUCCCAGACGGUGGCCUCAGCUCCGGAGAAGAGCGCCAAGAACCGUUACAGAAACGUGCUGCCCUAUGACUGGUCCCAUGUGCCCCUGACGCCCCUCCCUGGGGAGCCAGGCUCUGAGUACAUCAACGCCAGCUGCAUCCCGGGUCUCUGGAGCCUCCGGGAGUUCAUUGCAGUCCAGGGCCCCCUUCCCCACACUGUGGGCGACUUCUGGCGCCUGGUGUAGGGGCAGCGGAGCCCCACACUGCUCGUGCUGACCAACUGUGUGGAGUCUGCCCAGGUGAAGUGUGAGCAUUACUGGCCUCUAGACGCCCAGCCCUGCACCCAUGUGACCCUGGUGGGUGAGGAGGUGAUGGAGAACUGGACAGUACGAAAUCUGAAGCUCUGGCAUAUGCAAGAGCAGAAGACUUUAUCUGUGCGUCAGUUCCACUAUGUGACCUGGCCAGACCAUGGCGUCCCCCACUCUCCAGACCCCUUGCUGGCCUUCUGGAAGAUGCUCUGGCAGUGGCUGGACCAGACCGUGGGGGGAGGCCCCCCCAUUGUACACUGCCCCGCUGGCGUGGGCCGCUCGGGCACCCUCAUUGCCCUGGAUGUCCUGCUGCGGCAGUUGGAGAGUGAGGGUCUCGUGGGGCCCUUCAGCUACAUGAUGGAGAUGUGAGAAAGCCGGCCACAUAUGGUGCAGACUGAGGCCCAGUAUGUGUUCCUGCACCAGUGCAUCCUUAGGUUUCUGCAACAGUCAUCCCCAGUGCCCGCUGAGAAGGGGCCCACCUAUGAGAACCUGCUUUUCGAGAAUGUAGCUCCUACAGAGGCCUAAGCUGCGGGAGGGCUGAGACCCCAGCCCAUCUAGACUCAAAUUCUGCAUCCCUACUUCACCCCAGAUGCCUGGACCCCUGGGACAGCAGAGGGCUGGGGUCCCACACCCCUGGGCCCUGCAGGAAGAGGGGGCUGGCAGCCUAAAUUCCUGCUUUCCGGAGGGGGAGAGAGGUCAGGUGGGAGCCCAGAUCCUGGAUUUCCAGUUCCUUGAAGAAGGAGAGGGAUAGGAUCUAGGAUUUCCUUGUUGCUUUUUGAGGGAGGAAGAGGCUGCAGGGUCUCAAGGAAACAAGCUGAUUUCUGAGGAAGAAAGGAAGUAACAAGGGUCCAGAAUUGUGGCCACCCAAGGCGCGAGGGCAGGCCAGGCAGGAUCCUGCCCGUAUUUUACUCCAGAAACUGAAUCAUCAACCUUCGAGGAUCUGAGGUUUCCCUGCACCCCACUGCCUGUACAUAUUUUUUCUUUUAUCCCAUAAUUUAUUAAAUCACUAUGCUCCCCAGA